Linum tenue is the source of this 1432-nucleotide messenger RNA. NCBI's taxonomy places the organism in Eukaryota, Viridiplantae, Streptophyta, Magnoliopsida, Malpighiales, Linaceae. The record is from the annotation of a GenBank genome assembly.
AUUCCCUUCAUUUAUUUAAAAGCAGCGCUUCUGGCACAAGGACAAAAAAAAGGUAGGAGAAAAGGAAACCGUUGAGUUGGCUUUAAUUUCCAAAACUCAGCGUAGUGGUGCCGUUCGCCGCCGACGAUGGCAAUUGCGGACCGGCCGAAGUCCUCUAGCGGAGACACGAAGCUCUUCGGUCUUUGUCCCUUUUGGCAGUCAGGGAACGGAGCUUCCUCCACUUCCUCUUCCACCCAGAACUUGAAUCAACCCGGUUACCACACCGCCGCCGGCUCCGCCGCGAAAUCUUCCGCCUCGUCGCCGUCAGCCAAGACGGUUUCUUCCGUCGCCAGAUCCCUUCUCCCUGCUCGUCGCCGUCUCCGCCUCGACCCUCACAACCAUCUCUACAUCCCUUAUGAGCCGGGAAAGCAGGUGAGAAGCGCUGUGAGGUUGAAGAAUACUAGCAGGUCGCAUGUUGCUUUCAAGUUCCAAACGACUGCCCCGAAGAGCUGCUACAUGCGCCCGCCGGGCGGCGUUCUCGCUCCGGGAGAAAGCCUAAUUGCAACAGUGUUCAAGUUUGUCGAGCAGCCGGAGAGCAACAGUGAGAAGCAAGCAGCAGGGGGGAUGCAGAAGUGCAGGGAUAAGUUCAAAAUCAUGAGUUUGAAGGUUAAAGGAGGGAUGGAGUAUGUGCCUGAGCUUUUUGAAGAGCAGAAGGAGCAAGUAACAGUGGAGAGGAUACUGAGAGUGGUGUUCUUGGAUCCAGAGCGGCCCAAUGCUGCGUUGGAGAAGCUGAAGAGGCAACUGGCUGAAGCAGAAGCUGAUCUGGAAGCACGUAAGAAUAAGCCCCCAGCGGCGGAGACAGGUCCCAAGGUCAUCGGUGAAGGCCUGGUGAUCGAUGAAUGGGUACGUUGGUUAAUCUAUCUCAUUUGGAUCAAGCUGCUACAACAAUGCUGCAUGCCAAGUUAUCUCAUUAGGGUGUUUCUUAUUUUGCAGAAAGAACGGAGGGAGAAGUACUUGGCCAGGCAGCAAGUUGGAGCCGCAGUGGACUCAUCCUGAAGAAGUUUUUAUCCUCUUCUUCUUCCUCCAUGGCAACCAAUGGUGUUUUUUGCGAGUAUAUGGUAGAAGAUUUGUACUGGUCAGUUGGCUGUUCUGACUGUGGUAUCCAUUUCUGUUCCCAGCCUCUGUAACAGCCCUCCAGUAGUUCUUGAGCCCAUCGCAAUCUGCAUCUGAUUGUAAAUACAUGUUGGUUUCUAGGGUAAGCAAGUAAAAGAGAAAUAAAAAGCUUUAGAGACGUAAUGCAAUUCUGUAUAUGGUGAGUAAUUUAAAGCAGUCUGCCUAGCUUUUCAUGGUCGUUUGCCAACAAAUGCUUCUUUAUGUUGACAAAAUGUUUGAUAUUAGCUGAAUCCUCCUGCCUUGUCGAGCAUGUUAGAUUGUUGUUUGAUCUGUAUUCGAA